AUGAAGCGAACUUCCUGCCCCGCGCGCCUCCCACCUCCCCGCCCGCGCGCCACCCGCGACCUCACGCCCCGCCCCGCGCCGCCCCACCUCCCGCACCGCGCCGCCCACCCUCCCGCGCCGCACCGCGCCGCCCCACCUCCCGCCCGCCCCGCGCCGCCCAUCUCCCGCGCCGCCCACCUCCCGCACCGCGCCGCCCACCUCCCGCCCCGCCCCGCGCCGCCCACCUCCCGCGCCGCCCCGCGCCGCCCACCUCCCGCUCCGCACCGCGCCGCCCACUUCCCCCGCCCCCGCCCCGCGCCGCCCACCUCCCGCUCCGCGCCGCCCACCUCCCGCCCCGCGCGCCUCCCAUCUCCCGCACCCCGCGCCGCCCGUGAUCUAGCCUACACUUCGCCGCUGCCCAUUUCAAAAAAUCAGGAAGUUCACAUCUGCAAGACUUGGUUCACACUCGCAAAAUUCAAAAGUUCACUUUCGCCAAAUUCAGAAGUUCAGAAGGCUGCUGCAUAA
This is a messenger RNA of Lolium perenne, 504 nucleotides long. The record is from RefSeq and is a predicted model, not a curated record. NCBI's taxonomy places the organism in Eukaryota, Viridiplantae, Streptophyta, Magnoliopsida, Poales, Poaceae.